UUUGCAUUUUUCUUGACUCUUAUGAUGCACUGCUAUUAUAAAACCCCUAUAAAUACUGUUAUUUUGAGCUUAUAAUCAGUUCUUGGCAUCUCAAAACAGAGCUAACAAGACAGCAGCCAGACUUUGUUCAGCUUUGAAAGGGAGAGAGAGGACAAUGGUGAGAGCUCCAUGCUGUGAGAAAAUGGGAUUGAAGAAAGGUCCUUGGACCGCUGAAGAAGAUCAGAUUCUCAUCGAUUACAUUAAACUCUACGGCCAUGGCAACUGGCGAGCACUCCCGAAACAAGCUGGUUUAUUGAGGUGUGGCAAGAGUUGCAGGCUACGUUGGACAAACUAUUUGAGGCCAGACAUUAAACGAGGAAAUUUCACCAGGGAAGAAGAGGAUACCAUAAUUAACUUACAUGAAAUGCUUGGUAAUAGAUGGGCUGCAAUCGCAGCGAGAUUACCAGGACGAACAGACAAUGAAAUUAAAAAUGUAUGGCACACCCACUUGAAGAAGAGGCUGAAACAGAACCAUGGCUCCAAUGACAACAAGCGACAAGCCAAUUUUGAUUCAUCCAAAAACAUCAAAAAAGAGCAAGAACCCGUGAAUUUUCUAGGCCCUGUAACUGCAGAUAGCCCCGGAUACAGGCCAGUCUCCCCACCAGAAUCAAGCAGCGAAAUUUCCACAGUAACGACAAGCGAAAACAAUAGUAACAUAUGCAUGAUGAAGAUUGAAACGCGUGAAGAUUUCUCUGAAAUCGAUGAGAACUUCUGGUCAGAAGUAUUAUCGGCUGACAAUUCAAGCAUGGCCAGCGAUUUUCAAGUGGUUGGUUCUGACCCACAAACUUAUCGUCAGUACUUUCCAAGCUUCCCAUUAGCAACGCUGGAACCUGUCAAUGACUAUGGUUCAAAUCUAUAUGAUAAUGAUACUAACAUGGAUUUUUGGUAUAAUCUUUUCACGAGAGCUGGGGAUUUACCAGAAGUACCAGAAAUUUGAGUUGUAGUUAGUAAUUAACUUCUCGAUCACGUUAGAUGUAACGUUUUUUUUUUCAAUUUUAACCCCAUGAUUAUUCAGAUUGGAAAUGAAGAUAAAAAAAAUAAUAAUCAUUCAGCUUGUUGAUCAGCAUAAAAUGAAAAGUAUGUUAAACAAUCUUGAAAUUGUCAAAACGUGCAAAUUAAUCUUGUAUACUCCAAAAUCGAAUAAUUUGGCAAUAACCAACUUGCAGUAGUGCUUUGCUUGUCAAACAGAACUACAGUUAAUGUGUAUACUUGUCUAGACUGGCAUAUUGUUAUAAUCUUUUUCAUACUUUCAAACCAAAAAAGUGGUGCUAGAUCAACUGUGAAGUCAGCUACUUGAUUUCAUUAAUUACAAUGCUUACAUUCAUCAUGAUCCAAGAAAAUGAUUAACUUCAAGACAGAUAUAAAUUGAAGGGAAAUGCUAAUCAGUACGUAUCAGUAGAUAUGC
Molecule: messenger RNA, 1444 nt
Organism: Durio zibethinus
Lineage: Eukaryota; Viridiplantae; Streptophyta; Magnoliopsida; Malvales; Malvaceae
Product: transcription factor MYB30-like
Source: RefSeq, a predicted model, not a curated record